Molecule: messenger RNA, 828 nt
Organism: Metarhizium album ARSEF 1941
Lineage: Eukaryota; Fungi; Ascomycota; Sordariomycetes; Hypocreales; Clavicipitaceae
Product: Translation initiation factor eIF3 subunit
Exons: 4
Coding region: 1-828 (275 amino acids)
Cellular component (GO): cytoplasm; eukaryotic translation initiation factor 3 complex
Molecular function (GO): translation initiation factor activity
Source: RefSeq, a predicted model, not a curated record
AUGCCUGCGAAAAAGCAGUGGGACGAGGAGGAAAGCGACUCCAGCACUCCUCCUUCUUCUCCUCCUGUUGCCGCUGCUCGCCGGCGCCAGUUUGAAGAUGAGGAAGACGACAGUGAUGUGCUCGAAUCUUGGGACGCCGCCGAGGAUUCAGAGGUAGAGCGUGAGAAAGAGCGCCAGGCCUCAGAAGCCAAGACAAAGGCUGCUGCUGAAGAUGCCCUCAACAAGAAGUCCAAGACUGAGAUAAUCGCCGAGCACCAGGCCAACCGUGCCCGUCAACGUGCGGAAGAGGACGAUGAGACCGAGGACGACGAGACCGAAGCACAGCGCCGCGAGAGACUGCGUCGUACGGAGCAAGAGGCGGAUCUGCGUCAUGCCGAAGAUCUGUUCGGCAGCGUUGGUAUCAGUAGCGGCCGCAAGGCUCCGACUAUCGGCGCCGCCAUUGUUGUCGACGAACAAGACCCGACCAAAACUGUGAAUCUUGCUUCUCUACCACUUUUAAAUCCGCAGACAAAGAAGCAGUUUGAACUUAUGCGCACUACACUUUCGCCUAUCAUCAAUGGGAAUAGCAAGAAGGCCCACUACAGUCUCUUCCUUGAGGAGUUCGUCAAGGACCUGGCAAAGGAGCUGUCAAGUGAUCAGGUCAAGAAAGUUGCCAGCGCACUGACUCGCCUCAGCAACGAGAAGAUGAAGGACGAGAAAGCCUCCGAUAAAGGGGGCAAGAAAACAAAGGCCGCCAAGACAAAAACUUCACUUGUCACCAACCGUGCCAAUGCCACGGAUAUGUCAGCAUAUGAUGACGAUGCGUUCGGGGAUGAUGACUUCAUGUGA